Molecule: messenger RNA, 5076 nt
Organism: Seminavis robusta
Lineage: Eukaryota; Bacillariophyta; Bacillariophyceae; Naviculales; Naviculaceae
Source: the annotation of a GenBank genome assembly
AUGAAAGACUCGGACAGUACCACCGCAAGCAACUCUAACUCGGACAACAACCCGAACGACACCUCGGGGCUCCCUGUUACUGGCAUCCCCAGUAUGGCCAGUGAUCGUAAGUCGGACGAUGAUGGCUCGGAAGAGACCAUGGCCCUCUUGAUGCCGCGUCCAGAUCAGAUGCUUUCCAAGAUUGAAAAGCUAAGGGUGGAAAUGGAGUCUCAGCAAGCCCAGAUAAAAGCACAGCAGCAAAGGAUCCUAACUAUGGAGCCGCCUGCGGAUCAGGUGUUUUCCAAGAUUGAACAGCUCGAAGCUCAGCUAGCACAACAGGAAGCCCAGCUGAAUGCCCAGCAGCAAAGGAUCCUCACUAUGGAGCAGGGGCUAAACGCAAAUACUAGUAGCUCAGCUCAUGGUUCCAGCUCUAGCUCACCCACAUCUGCGCCCACAGAUGAUCACGAAGAGCGAAGUCUUGCCCAAGACACCUUUUCUUUUCUGGUGAUUUCUCGACCAUGCGAUACUUCCAUGUGGUGGGGCAUGUCAGUCCUGCUUGUGCAGGUUCUGAUCUUCACGCUGGUUGCCGUCAAUAUCAGUGAUAUUGAUGCCAGCAAAAGCCAAUCCAAUCCAUUAGGGAUACCCGCCAAUGUGGAUUCCGCGGUCCGGUUCACACAAUUCGUUGCCAUUCUCAUUGCUGUCGCUACUCAAGAUGAUAUCCGCACGGCCAUCUUAUUGGCAUACGAUGGAUACAAAACGGAGCACUUUCAACCAUUUGUCGACAAUGGAGCGAAGGUCGCAGUGUCAUUUCCCAAGUGGCUUUGUGCCAUUGUCUUUCGAAUUUUGGAGGGGGGACUUGGGUUGAUUGUCACAUUCUUUCUGAUAGUCCGAGCUGAGGUGGUAGUCGACCUGUUGCUAAACUUCACUGCCAUGGAAUUCAUCUCGCAGCUGGACGAACUUGCAUUCUUUUUGUCCCAGCAAGGCUUUGCAGGAAGGGACAACCAACAGCAGGCAGAACUGAUUGAAAACACCACCUACACGAUCAAAGGAGCCAAGUCCAAAAGGAAGUACCUGUUGCGCAUAGUGCUGCUCCUCGUCAUCUUGCUGUUCAUGCUUGUAGGUUGGGGUGUAGUUGUUCACCAACAAAACUCGGCUCGGUAUUUGUGUAAGGUUCUUCACAUUCAGUUUUCAGAUGAUUUGGUACCGGCAUUGGGAGCCUUUGGUGGCCUCUACGACCUACAACUACCCAGCCGUUCGCUCUUUCCUCAUCAAGUUGUCUAUGUCGAGAAGAGAAGCGGUGGAAGAGCCAAAUUUGGAUACUGCAAGAAGUUAGAAGCUUGGACCUUUGCUUUCGACGAAAGCAAAAACAUUGAUCCGUGUGACUGGCAAGUCAAAUCUCCACCGACUAUUACUUACAACCUGGAAUCUACGGCCUCGCUGCAAUGGGUGGUUAGAAAAGCCGCAGGAAAAGCUCCACUCCAAUUCUUCAGCAUGGCAUGCUACGAUUGUCAAAACCAGAACAGUGAAGAUGUUUGCGGCGGGCGAGGUGUAUGCGUGGACAACUCUUGUCAAUGUGAUACGAAAUCUUAUGGGCUGCGUUGUGAGUUUGAACAACCGUGCUUAACCCUUGAACUUGAUGUUCUCUCUGGUACCUUCGCGGGAACUAGGGAGUGGUCCAGUCACUUUGAGGCUGCUACUCUACCCAGCCUUGACGGGAACAACGCUGCGAGUACUGGUGCCACGACACAAGUCUAUGACCGCCCUGUCUAUAUCAGCGAAACCCGCGAAGGAUUCUUUGACAUUGUCAUGUUCACAGGGCGUCGAUGGGUUGUCACUGAGUCCAAAUGGCUGGCUCUGGGAAACUCUAGUGGCGAUCUUGCAGACCCCAAACUGCGUCUGACUCGAUACCUAUCUGAGUUUCACGCUCACUUCUCCGAGUAUGAAGUAGCAUUCAUCAGUGAGGCAGUGGAUGUUGAUACACCUAAGGAUGCAGCAACCCCGGUUGGAAUAAAGUGGUUCAAAGCUGUGGUCCAUGGCGGACAGAAGGGCAUGCAGGCUUCAGAUUCCAACCGCCCAUUGGACGCCGUCUUGCUUUGUUCCAUCUGUGAAGACUCUACCAAUCCCUGCUUGUACGAUUCUGUUUGCACUAUCAAUGGCACGUGCCAAUGUGUGACUGGCUCAUCGGGUGUGCUAUGUCAAGUUCCACCGCUUGGGAAUGGUCGCUGUGAUCCAUUCUUUAACACAGCUGAGUUUUCGUAUGACAAUGGUGACUGCUGCCCUCAGACGUGCGUGAGCACUAGAGAGAAUACUUGUGGCAAAGGUUCCAAUGGGUUCACCGAUGCUGGAUACUUCUUCUGUCAUGAAACGAACUAUUGGGCGCCAAAUAGCGAACCAGUGGAAUCCAUUAGCCGCAGGGAUGGUCUGUCUGGAGUGCUUGUUGCCCUGUCUCCUUCUGGUUCGUCCCUCGCUGUUGCUGAGCCUGUAGACAAUCUGGUACAAGUUUUUGAUCGCGAUGGAAAACACUGGAUUCAACGGAGCGCUCUAGAGCUUCUGGCUGGAAAAGGAGAAUACUAUGGAUUGCAUAUUGCAAUGGCAGGUGGGUCAGCGAAUGAUGUGAGCACUCCUUCGCAUCCUACCCCGCUUGUGCUUGCAGUCAGUAUGGCCUUGGAUCGCGAAGGAGAUGGAACGAUAUGGAUUGUCCGUGUUUUUUACUGCUGGGCACAGGGCUGUCAACAGGCGGGAUCUGAUCUUGAUGCAGGUGGCCGUGUCUUUGCUCUAUCCGAUGACGGAAGGUUGCUGGCAGUUCGGAGUGCUGACACACGCCAACGUGUUGACGUGUACUACCGCAGUGAGUUAUUUAAUCCAAGUUCGUUUAUUCCUAUCCCUUAUCUGGAAAGAAUAAAUGAUCACAACAUGAGGCUUGUCCUCUCACUGUCAAGUUCGGGUAGCACAAUUGCGGUUGCCAGCAAUCAAGUCUCGUUGGGUCCGGAUAUGGUUGUGCAAGUAUUCAGCACACCACGGCCAUGGGUUUUUGGAGCACGGUGGGAGCAGCAAGGCAGUUCAAUUGUGUUGCAUGACGGCUAUUCUACGAGUGAAACUGUAUCAGAUUAUUAUGAGCUUUUUGAUUUACAGAACAUGGCCCUUUCGGGCGACGGGAUGGUCAUUGCCAUUGGCGCUUAUUUUGAUGAUCAUAAUAUCACAGGAGUCCAAGUUUACUGUUGGGAGGGAGAGGAUUGGGAGAAGCGCGGAAGCCUCUUGGUUGGAGACAUGCAAGACGACAAGGUUGCGGAAUAUUCGGUAGACUUGUCUAACGAUGGAUCCAUUGUUGUUGUGGGAACCAACAAUGACGGCGCGGCUAUUCAGAGCUACGUUUGGAAUGGUACAGACUACCAGCUGUUAGGCAGCAACAUGAAUGGCGGCGAUUCGACUUCCCUUUCCAAUGAUGGUUCCAUUCUGGCUGUUGGUAUUCCCAAGUUCACAUCUGUCUACAAAUAUCGAACGGAAUGCCCCAGAAACCUGUCUCUUUUUCGUGUUUCCUUCACUACAGAUGAAAGGGAGUUUGAACUGGUUGGAUGGCAUCUGACAGAUGUUGGGUCCGGUGAAGAGAGAUUAACGGGUGGGCCCUAUCGUGGUUACCCGCCAUUCUCGACGCUUGGGGACGAAGUAUGCGUGGAUUUAAAAAAUGGAUGUUUCCUUUUCACUAUUCAUUACACCGCCAAUUGGGUUAGCCCUCUUGUUGAGAGCCCUGUGGACAGACUUGAUCCACCCGUUGGCUACCGCAUUUUUGUGGACGGAGAGGAGGAUCUCAGGGACACUUCGUCAUGGGACAAGGGCUACCAAGAACACCACUUUGGAAAGUGUUCGGGUUGCCUGGAAGGAGAGUCACUCUUUAGAGUUGAGUUGCGACAGCCUCAAUAUAAGCUUGGCCCAGUGGAAUGGUCUCUCAGAGACUCGUUCAAAGUCAUCAGUGCAGGAGGCCCUUUCCAUUCUACUUAUCGACAAACAGAUGUUGUUGAGCACUGUAUACCAGCUUUGACAGAUUGUGCUACAUUUUCUGUGACGUAUCAGGACAGUUGCCGUUCACCAUUGGCUCUCGUACCAGUACACUAUGCUGUGUUUGUGGACGGACAAACAUUGGUCAACUCUACCGCAAAUGUUCACUGUGGUUCACAAGCUCGCUAUCCUUUGGGGGAUUGUUCGCCUGGAAUAGUGGUCCCCAAGAACCCUCCCAUCCAAUGCAACCUCGACAAUAGUUCUCUUGUCAUCACUGCCCGAGCCACGUAUCCAAGUUCCUUUGCGUGGCACAUAAAGUCUUGUUCGGGUGAUUUGAUCCUCGAGAGGGGACCCUACAAUUCAACUGACUUUGACAUGGUGCAUGUGGCAGAAGCGUGCGUUCCCAGUGAUGGUUGCUUAUCCUUCUCGCUUCAAUACCCUGGACGCUACCCCCAGGUUGGCCCCGGAUUGAACUAUAGCGUUUCUAUGGCUGGCGAGCUCGCCUUGGUUGGAGAAUGGGAUGAUUCCGUUGCUCCACCUCCAGUUACAAUUGGGAACUGCACCUGCCCGGUGUUAGAAGAAGAAGAAAGCAUCUUUGUUGAAUUUCUGCUUGUGCAUUCUGUUUCUAGGGCUAUUCCUGACAGUGAAUCCUGGGGUUGCUUGAUAGAAGGAUUGCAGACUGAGAUUAACAAUUUCUAUGGGUCGCUGCUCUCCUCUUCGUCGCUUCCUUUCAUCUUUGAGUCCUUUGAUACAGUGGUGCAGAAUAUUACCUACCUGCAUAGUUGGCGGAAUUUGCGAUUGUGGGUAGAUUUUAUUGCAAACAUCAGCUUCAAGAGCGGCGACAUACCCAAUGGAACUGAAAUUUUGGAGAUACUCAGGGAAGCUGACUACACCGAGUACAUUCAGCGGUAUGUCUGGCACGCAUCUGAUGGUUUUCUACCAUCCGUUUGCUGGUACGCAGAGGAUGCCACUUUCGAAGCUGGAUGCGUAUUCUCUGGCGAUCAGCCCAAUGAGGACUUGAACGAUGGGUGUGGAAUCCAAGGGUCUAUGCAAGGUGAAAUCUGGUACGAAGGCAACGCCUCGGCUUUUUUCGGUACCAGGUAG